This is a messenger RNA of Lolium perenne, 1076 nucleotides long. NCBI's taxonomy places the organism in Eukaryota, Viridiplantae, Streptophyta, Magnoliopsida, Poales, Poaceae. The record is from RefSeq and is a predicted model, not a curated record.
AUCACCGGCGCUCGCAGGCACACCUCGAGACCUAACCAGUAUACAGGGAUCGACGAUCCGUGCCAUGGACACCGACGACUGGCUGCCCAUGCAGGGGUCCAACCUCCCCGCCGUUGUCGACCCCAACUCCCCCGACUGGCGCGCCCACCUUCAGCCCGAGACGCGCAGCAGGAUCGUCAGUAGGAUAGUGGAAACUCUAAAGAAGCAUCCGCCAGUAUCAGGGCCAGUGGGGUUGACCGAACUUCAAAGAGACGCUGUGCGAUUCGAAGAGGAGAUCUAUACCGCAGCUACCAACCAGUCUUAUUAUUGGCGGGAGAUCUCUCUGAAAAUGCUCUCUAUGGAGACAAAGACAGCACAGGCUCCUGGAAAUGCUCAUAUGAUUCUAAAUCAAAACAACCCUGGUCAAGCAUCUGAGAACAAUAUUGCUCAAACAGGCCAUGCAGGUGUAGGUGAUUGGCAAGAGGAGAUAUAUCAAAUGAUUUGUAUGCUUCCAGUAGGUACUUGAAAUAUGUGUGUGUGGUGCUGGUUGUCGACAGAUUAAGGGCUUGAAGGGAAUAUACUUCGCAGAACUCAGUGAAUUGUUCAAUAAGAUCUCUCUGAAGCUACAAUAUGUUGAAAGCACGAUACCACCCCAAGAGCCAUCUGAGCAGUAUGAAAGAAUGAAGAGAUUUAAAAUAAUAUUGGAGCGUAUAUUACAAAUUUUGCAUAUUAGCAAGAGUGCUGUCCAACCUGCUCUGAGGGACAAUCUUCCACAAUACGAGAAACAGAUCAUUCAUAUCUUGAAUUCAGUAAGAAGGAAGCCAGUGCAACCACAAGUAUAGCAACAGUUCCAGCCACCUGCAUCAGGACAACAAGCUCCUAAUUCUGUCAUUUUGCAGCAACAACAGGCUUCCCAGAGUUUGCAGCAGCGUUAUAAUCAUACUAAUCCUCAAGCAAGUUCGCAGCAGAGUUUGCAUUCGUGCCUUGCACGUGUAUAUCUCCCAAAUCGCCAAUAUGAGUUGGACGCCACGUUGCGUAGCUUAGGAACCGGGAGACUUUCAAUCGCUUCUAAUAACAGAGCAAUCUACUAUGACCAA